Molecule: messenger RNA, 1750 nt
Organism: Branchiostoma belcheri (Belcher's lancelet)
Lineage: Eukaryota; Metazoa; Chordata; Leptocardii; Amphioxiformes; Branchiostomatidae
Product: inner centromere protein A-like
Exons: 10
Coding region: 128-1732 (534 amino acids)
Molecular function (GO): calcium ion binding
Source: RefSeq, a predicted model, not a curated record
ACAGUGGACUCCGAUGAACUGGGCAGUUGAUCAGGGCAGAUCUGACUGCACAAGUAACCUGAACUAGACUGAACACUGAGUUUUUCGUGACGACACACGGUCAUACUGCAAGAAGACGCCAGAAAAGAUGUCUGUGUUUGUUGUGAUGUGUCUGGCGGCCAUCGCCAUAACCUCAACCACUGGGAUGCCUCUUCCUUUGAAACGAGACCUGACCGAUUCAAGCAAACAAAUCCUGGAUGUUUUAAGACAGGCGUCCAAGUACGACAAGCUGGCCAAGUUUAGUGUCAACUUCUACCAGACCAAAGACCAGAGUCUGCUUAGAAACGCGUUUGAUCUGGUGGACACUGAUGGUGACGGUAAGCUGUCGUAUGAUGAACUGCUGUAUUCUCCUUACGUUUUGUCACUACGAGUGUGUGGUAACGAUGGGGACGAUGAAGAUGGCGAGGAGCAGCAAGAGUUGAACAUCCUGAAGUGCGACCAGCAGAUCCUGGUGCAUUGUGGGAACGUGCUGGUGGACAGUAUCGUGGCGAAAGACGAAACUACCGUCUGUACAGCUUUUGCGACUCAUGCCAAAUGCAUCGAUGACGACAUCAACAAGAUCCUGAGCAACUCCAGCGCCUGUGACCUGGACAGAGUUAUAGAGUACCAGGAGUCCCUGUCUGAGAUCAUCCGCUUCUAUGAGGAACUCCAAGUCUGCUCCUCGGGGUUCGUCAAAGACCUGGGAGACGAAGCAAAGUUCGAGGAAGAGACGGCAGAAGAACUGGAGGAGGAUGUGAAGGCGGUGAUGGAGGACCAGAGGUGGGAGGGGGGCGGCGGGAUGAGCGGAGAAGACUGGAGAAUGCAGGAGGAGAUGACAGAACAGGAUGAGGCCGUCAUGGAGGACGAAAUCAAGGAGAUACAAGAAGAAGAGGCAGAGAUCAGGAAAGAAGAGGAAGAAGUAAAGAAGGAAGCACAACAGAAUCCGAACGACAAGUAUUUGCUUGAAGAGGAACAUGGGCUGGAGAUGGAAGAGGAAGAAAUGGAGGAGCAGGAAAUGGAGAUGAAAAUGGAAGAAGAAGAGAUGAAGAAAGAAGAGGAGCAAUACAAGGCAGAGGAAGAGCAGAUGAUGAAGGAUGUUACCAUCGCUCCCGGUGCGGAGUGUUCCAUGGACGUGCUCCGUCCGUGUGUGGACACCUUCGUCAGCGCCGUGGGAUCACGUGCCCCCUGGUGUGACGUCAUGGACGCCCAUCUGACCUGCCUACAGAACGCUAAGAAAAACUGCAGCUUCUCAGCACAUCUCGCGGCGUAUCGGUUCGGCUUUAUGAACAUGGCGUCCGCGUACCUCGAGGCCGGCCUGUGCCCUGCCUCCACCUUCAGCAACCUGGAGGAGGACGCGGUCUUCGACCAGCUGGAGGACAUGAGAGAUGGCAUCUACUACCCGGGCAAGACCCAGGAGGAGGAGGAGGAGAGAGAGAUGGAGAGAGAGGACAUGGAGAUGGAGAGAGAGAUGGAGAGAGAGAGAUUCGAGGAUGAGAGAGAGGAGAGAAUGCAGGAGAGGAUGAUGGAGGAGCAAAGGAUGAGUCAGGAGGCCAUGAUGCGGGAUGAGGAAAUGAUGCGAGAGGAAUUCCGGCAGGAGAGUGCAGCUAGUCCCCAGGCGGCAGCACAAGACGGCCGGGCCAGGUCCAGCGGCACUACUCUGCACGGCAGUGUGAUCAUCCCUCUAACUGCUCUCACUGUCCUCCAUAUGACUUAAGGAAGCGUUUUAUUAGAA